CUUUGUGACGCUGACUCGUACAGAGGUUCUGAUACAAUGAGCCGAAUUGCCCAGUGAAAGUUCUGUGGCGUUAGCAGCUUCUCAGAGCCCUCAGCCAUAACCUCCGGCUAGAAGUAUAAAAAUAACAGUUACUAUUACAGAAAACGAGUUUUAAACGAUUAUAGGAUAGUCGCCUCAAACUUCAGCCUUGUUUUGUGUCGCUGAAUUAUUUUGGGGCUUCUCUUUUUCCCCUUGUUCGUCUGUGUAAUGAAAGAUAGGAAGCAUUUGGCGACACGAUGAAAACGGAAAUCUCAACAGCUGCGAAUUUUGUCACUAGUUUGCUGAGGACGACUGGGCUCUUAACUGAAGAGCAGCUUCAGCACUUCAGCCUAUCACUGGAGGAAGCACUGCUCGGGCACUAUCAGCACCACUGGUUUCCUCAGGCCCCUUGCCGAGGGUCUGGCUACAGAUGCCUCCGCAUCAACCACAAAAUGGACCCUUUAAUAGGCAAAGCUGCCUGUGCUGUCGGACUUUCACGAGAGCAGCUUUUCGCUUUGCUUCCAAGAGAGCUAACGCUGUGGGUGGACCCCUAUGAAGUGUCAUAUCGAAUAGGUGAAGACGGAUCCACUUGUGUUCUGUACGAGUCUUCGGUAUCUCAGCCUAGGACUGCCAGCUCGACAGAUAAAGGACCCAGUUGCAAAGGGGCACUGAGAACUGGACAGUCAAGCCCAUCCAAGCAGUUUAAAAUGAUGACUGCCUCGGGCUGAUCAGUUAGCUUUUGUACUGGACACCCUCACUUUGCUGUAAAUUCUACCCCUCUUUAAAACAUUAAACACUUUAAACUCUGA
Colossoma macropomum (tambaqui) is the source of this 827-nucleotide messenger RNA. RefSeq names its product protein BTG1-like. Lineage: Eukaryota; Metazoa; Chordata; Actinopteri; Characiformes; Serrasalmidae. The transcript is spliced from 3 exons. Gene Ontology annotation, cellular component: cytoplasm; nucleus. Bases 276 to 746 code for a protein of 156 amino acids. Gene Ontology annotation, biological process: negative regulation of mitotic cell cycle; negative regulation of cell population proliferation. The record is from RefSeq and is a predicted model, not a curated record.